GGGGGAGCAGAUAUAGUGACUGCAGGGUCCAGAGAAAGCAGAUAUAGUGAAUGCAGGGUCCUGGGAGACCGGAUAUAGUGAAUGCAGGGUCCGGGGAGACCAGAUAUAGUGAAUGCAGGGUCCUGGGAGACCGGAUAUAGUGAAUGCAGGGUCCUGGGAGACCGGAUAUAGUGAAUGCAGGGUUCGGGGAGACCGGAUAUAGUGAAUGCAGGGUCCUGGGAGACCAGAUAUAGUGAAUGCAGGGUCCUGGGAGAGCAGAUAUAGUGAAUGCAGGGUUCGGGGAGACCGGAUAUAGUGAAUGCAGGGUCCUCGGGAGACCAGAUAUAGUGAAUGCAGGGUCCGGGGAGAGCAGAUAUAGUGAAUGCAGGGGUCUGGGGAGACCGGAUAUAGUGAAUGCAGGGUCCGGGGAGACCGGAUAUAGUGAAUGCAGGGUCCGGGGAGACCGGAUAUAGUGAAUGCAGGGUCCGGGGAGACCGGAUAUAGUGAAUGCAGGGUCCGGGGAGACCGGAUAUAGUGAAUGCAGGGUCUGGGGAGA
This is a messenger RNA of Staurois parvus, 535 nucleotides long. NCBI's taxonomy places the organism in Eukaryota, Metazoa, Chordata, Amphibia, Anura, Ranidae. The record is from the annotation of a GenBank genome assembly.